Punctularia strigosozonata HHB-11173 SS5 is the source of this 753-nucleotide messenger RNA. RefSeq lists its product as uncharacterized. The coding region runs from base 1 to 753 and encodes 250 amino acids. The record is from RefSeq and is a predicted model, not a curated record. The transcript is spliced from 4 exons. Lineage: Eukaryota; Fungi; Basidiomycota; Agaricomycetes; Corticiales; Punctulariaceae.
AUGGACAGCAAAUUACAUGUCGAUGUUCCCGGCUACGGCGUCUAUAGUUUUUCUCGCGAUCCUGCUUGUCGCUGCGCCAUCCAGUUGGAGAGCCUUGGCUCACUUGAUUCGCUUGAGAUCAUCACGGAGCACGACAACGACAUGGUGUGCCGAGCCACAUGGACCGGACAGUCAACCAGCAACGAAUCCAGUAGCCUCCCCUCAUCCGUGGUCUUGAAACUCGUCUUCUGCGAACCCAACUCUGCGUUCGACAUCGAGCUCGAAGCUGAGAUGUACGCUCACGCUUCUGGAAUCCAGGGCACCGUUAUUCCCCGGUGCUUCGGGCUUUUCAGUGGAUCGGCUGUCGACGACGACGACGACACGGCUAAACUGCUCCUGCUGGAGGACUGCGGCGAUCCUAUGAGGGAUCCAGACGGCUCAAUAACCAACGCCGAUGGUUUCUACUUGCCGGAUUCCAAGAAAAUUAUUAGCCAGAUUCUUUUGCUGCACCACGACGGUGGCAUAUUGCAUGGGAAUCUCGAGGCCAAAAAUAUUGUCUGGAAGAACGGCAAGCCGGUCAUCGUAGACCUCUCGCAGGCUUCGUUUCAUAAAUGCUUGCAGAAAAUGAGCGUAACUCCGUUGACGCUGGCGCCCAAAUUUACUGAAUUCGGGUGCGGCGAAAUCCACACCGCGUGUAUCAAAUACGGCGUCUGGUUCCGUGCUCGCAUGCCGAAGAUGUUCUGGAACCCAUUAGACGUCAUGGAUAUCGCAUAG